This is a messenger RNA of Prunus persica (peach), 2445 nucleotides long. RefSeq lists its product as uncharacterized. The transcript has a single exon. Gene Ontology annotation, biological process: DNA integration. The record is from RefSeq and is a predicted model, not a curated record. Gene Ontology annotation, molecular function: nucleic acid binding; RNA-DNA hybrid ribonuclease activity. Lineage: Eukaryota; Viridiplantae; Streptophyta; Magnoliopsida; Rosales; Rosaceae. Bases 1 to 2445 code for a protein of 814 amino acids.
AUGAUCUCCACCAUCAGCGGAGGUCCUACCCUGGCUGGCACCUCCAACAAUUCCAUCAAACAUUAUGUCCGCUCCACCUAUGCACACCAGGUCUUCACCACCGAGCAGGGACGAUUGCCAAAGACCCACAGGACUGGCUGGGCCCCCAUUACCUUCUGCGAUGAGGAGGAGCGUGGUGUUAUCCUCCCCCAUGACGAUCCACUCAUUAUCCGGGCUGACAUUUCUAACUUCGACGUUGGGCGUAUCCUGGUGGACACUGGCAGCUCGGUCAGUGUGAUGUUUGCCGAGUGCUUCAAUGAACUCCAGGUCCCGCUUCACCUACUCGACCGAAGCAUCACAACCCUUGUGAGCUUCUCGGGUGAUGUGGUCCAGCCCAUCGGCAGCAUUCAUCUCCCCAUCUCAAUUGGGGCCGCACCCCAGCGGACGAUGAUCACCACCCCCUUCCUUAUCGUCGAUUGCCCCACAGCGUCUUGCCUGUGGAAAUAUGGUCUGGUCGUCUCGGCAAGACGCCUCCGACCAUAUUUCCAAGCUCACACCAUCUAUGUCUUGACCAACCAACCGCUCCGACAGGUGUUGCAGAACCCAGAAACUUCUGGGAGGCUGGUCAAAUGGGCCAUUGAACUGGGCGAGUUUGAUCUUCAUUACAAACCCCGCCCGGCCAUGAGGGGACAGGCCGUUGCUGACUUCUUAUCCGAAUUGACGGAGCCUCAGGCUUCGGCAGCUAUCCAGCCCCCAACCGAACCCAAUCCCCCUCCCAGCCAGGACCAAAACCCCACCGAAGGCAAUCUCGACCUAACCCAGCCCCUGUGGACCUUAUUCGUAGACGGCUCUUCUAAUGCCCAGGGCUAUGGGGCCGGCCUCGUUCUCAUCUCCCCAGACAAGGUUGCCCUCGAGUACACCCUUCGCUUCAAAUUCCAAGCCUCCAACAAUGAGGCCGAAUACGAAGCACUCUUAGCUGGUCUUCGAUUAGCCAAAGAGAUGGAUGCCAGGCAAAUUCAGAUAUUUAGCGAUUCACAACUCGUGGUCCACCAGGUCAACCAGGACUUCAUGGCUAAGGAUGCCUCUAUGACGGCCUACCUCCAGCACGCUCGGCACUUGCUGGCAACCUUCCAAGCCCACUCUAUCAAGCAAGUGCCGCGCUCCGAGAAUAGCCAUGCCGAUGCACUAGCCAGGUUGGCAUCAGCCCUGGAGCAAGGAAUGGGUCGCCACAUCCACAUCGAGUUUUUGGCCCAGCCCAGCACACAAGCCCCACUCAUCUGCACUAUUGAUCACAGCCCUACAUGGAUGGACCCCAUCCUCCAGUUCUUACAGAACCAAACACUACCGGCUAAUCCGGCAGAAGCACGACGCGUUCGCCAUUGCUCCGCCCGUUACUUGAUCAUUAACGGCUCCUUAUACAAGCGUGGUUUCAGCCUUCCUUACCUUCGAUGCCUGACUCCAGAGGAGGGUCACUAUGUCCUCCGAGAAAUCCAUGAAGGCAUCUGCGGCAACCACUCAGGCGCACGCUCGCUAGCCCAUAAGGCAAUCCGCCAAGGAUACUUCUGGCCUUCACUCCACACUGACGCCCAGGCCUUCACCCAGAAAUGCCACAAGUGUCAGCGAUUUGCCAACAUCCCACAACUCCCGGCUGCACCGUUGACUGCCAUGGUCAGCCCUUGGCCAUUUGCCCAAUGGGGACUGGAUCUCAUUGGACCGAUGCCAGAGGGCAAGGGCCAAGUCAAGUAUGCAAUUGUGGCCGUGGACUACUUCACCAAGUGGGCUGAGGCCGAGGCCUUGGCCACCAUCACUGUGGCUCGCAUCGAAUCCUUUGUGUGGCAAAACAUUGUAUGUCGCUUCGGCAUCCCCAACUCCAUCGUCACCGACAAUGGCCGGCAAUUUGACAACGCCAAAUUCAAACAAUUUUGUUCCAACCUCAAGAUUCGUUUGUGUUUCGCCUCCCCAGCCCAUCCUCAGUCCAAUGGCCAGGUCAAAGCCGUGAACAAAAUCAUCAAGAAGACCCUCAAGACAAAACUUGAUAAAGCCAAGGGCUGCUGGCCAGAACUACUCCCAGAAGUACUCUGGUCCUACCGCACCACCUUCCGCACAUCCACGGGUGAAACGCCGUUCUCCCUAUCAUUUGGAACCGAGGUCGUGGCUCCGGUAGAGAUUGGCCAGCCCACAUACCGAACCUCCACUUACGAUGCCACGGCGAAUGACGAGCAGUUGGCCCUCAACCUCGACUUCAUUGAGGAACUCCGGGACCAAUCGAGCAUGCGCAAUGCCGCGUACAAGCAACGCAUCGCCAAAUACUAUGACUCCCGAGUCAAGCCCCGUGCUUUCAAAAUGGGGGACUGGGUCAUGCGCAAGGUUUCCUUGGCUACCAAAAAUCCUAACGAAGGUACCCUCGGCCCUACAUGGGAAGGUCCUUACGAGAUUAUCAAAAUCUGCCGCCCCGGCACUUAUUAG